AUGAGCACUUCAUCCAGGAGACGGGUCUGCAUUGCUGUCCAGCGUCCAUCUCGAGACACGAUUCCUACACCACACCCAAACACCACGGCAGCUAGAGAGAUUACCCCGGCACCGAGGACAACUAUGCCCACAUCUUCGCCUACGAUAGAUGAUCCCCUUUGCACGUCGAUCUUCUACACUUAUGUGAAGAUCAACGAACACGUGUACAAGGUGAUCAUUGAUAGCGGCAGUUGCGUCAGUACUGUGUCAGACCAAGUCUUGCAGAGGGCAAGGCUGAGUACUAUCAGCCAUCCAGCCCCUUACGACGUAUCGUGGAUAGACGCCACUGCACUACCCAUUCGUCGACAGUGCCAAGUGCCACUCAGGGUACGAGCACUCUCGGAUGGUCCAUCCCGAGAUCAUAAGGACUUCCUUGUGGUCAAAGGAUGUCUGUUCUUUAGGAGCAGACUGUGCAUUCCAUGCACAUCCCUCCGUGACUUCCUCACUUGGGAAUGUCAUGCAGGAGGUCUAUCUGGCCAUUUCAGUCGCGAUAAGACCAUCGCAGUGGUCGAGCACCAGUUUUACUGGCCGACCCUCAAGCGCGAUGUAGGGAACAUCGUUGCUCAGUGUCGAGUGUGCGCACUCACCAAGCAGGUAAAGAAGAAUGCUGGACUCUACACGCCACUUCUAGUGCUGACCCGCCCAUGGGAGGACGUCAGCAUGGACUUUGUUUUGGGACUCCCGUGCACUACACGACGACACGACUCGAUCAUGGUGGUCGUCGAUAGGUUUUCAAAGAUGGCACACUUCGUGCCAUGUUCGAAAACCUCCGACACCUCCAAGGUCACUAGCCUCUACUUUAGAGAGAUUGUGCGCCUUCAUAGACUACCCAAGUCCAUAGUCUCAGACCGUGACGUACGGUUUACUAGCUACUUCUGGAGGACUCUUUGGAGCUUACUUGGGACUGAGCUCAAGUUCUCCACUACUUACCACCCACAGACUGACGGCCAGAUCGAGGUCGUCAAUCAUAGCUUAGGGAAUCUACUUCGGUCAUUAGUCGGUGAGAGCUUGACCACUUGGGAUCUGAUCAUCCCACACGCCAAGUUUGCCUAUAACUCCUCGACCAACCAUACCACUGACAUGAGCCCCUUCGAGAUCGCACAUGGCUUAGCACCCCGCAAGCCCCUAGAUCUAGUACCCCUAGACCCUCAUGUUAGAGUUUCUGAGGAUGGUGUCACAUUCGCCCAACAUGUUAGUCAAUUGCAUCAGGACAUCCAUAAUAGGAUACAGAGUCAUAAUGCAUUGUACAAGCAGGCUGCCGAUAUGCAUCGUCGACCCCGGAUUUUCCAGGUGGGAGACCAGGUUAUGGUGAGGAUGAGGCCCGAGCGUUACGCUCCUGGCUCUACUACGAAGCUUCACGUUCGUAGCGUCGGCCCGUUUCGUGUUCUUUCCUGGAUAGGUGAGAACGCCUAUGUCAUCGACAUCCCUCCUUUGUGGGGGAUUAGCUCCACGUUCAACGUGGCAGAUCUGGCGUCGCACCAAGCCCCACCUCUUUCAUCUGACGUCGAGCCCUCAUCUACUGGCCUCUUCUCUAAGAGAGAGUUUGCCAUGGAGUCCACUCUCCCCAUUUUACCACUUGAUUGGCACGAACAAGUCGAGGAGAUUCUUCGGGAGGUAAUUGACUUUACAGGGGAUGGAGUUUCGCGGAGAUUCCUAGUAUGUUGGCAGGGUCACCCGUCGGAAGACGAUGCUUGGAUUUCGGAGGCGGACCUGGAGUGA
This is a messenger RNA of Spirodela intermedia, 1758 nucleotides long. Lineage: Eukaryota; Viridiplantae; Streptophyta; Magnoliopsida; Alismatales; Araceae. The record is from the annotation of a GenBank genome assembly.